CGAAGAAUUGAUUUGAAAACCAAAACAAAUAGCAUACUUCGGCAAUUAAUGAUUGUAUAAACUGUUUUUAAGAAUUAAGAGGCUUCUAAUAAUGCCCGUAGAAAAUGAUGACGAAUUUUCUUUCAUCAAGCCGCCACCAAUUUUCGAUGAUUUAAAUGAACGUGUAAAGGAUUAUUUACUAAAGCCGGAGAGACUAUCAAUACACCAAUGGGAACGUUCUCAAAAUCAUUGGCAUAGGACUCCAGAUAUAGAUUCCUUGUUCAGAAUUGAUGAGGAUGAUAUUGGCCUAGAUACUACGCUUGAGGUAGUCCGAGAUUUGUUGACAGGUGAAAUAGUAGGUUUAAAGGAAGUUAGUGUACCAUUGGAAGAUGAUGAAGACAGUUUAUCUAUGUCUCGAACACCACUGCCCCCAGGCUUGGCUACAAGAGGGACGAUUACACAAAAUCCAUUCUUACCAGCUGGGUUUGAAGAAGAGUUAGAACAGAUGCUAGAAGAAGCAACUAAAAUAGGAGAAGUUACAGUAAAUCUUGAUAAUGAUGAAGCAGGAAAAUUUUUGGGUGAAGAUAUAUUAUGUACCCCACCUGGUUGUCAAGAAAAUGUAGUCUUUUCAAGUGAUGGAUUCACUUUGAAAGACCAACUAACAGAUGAAAACAAACAAGAAGACAAACUAGAAGACAUUCAAAUCAACAUAAAUUUAGAGGAAGUUGUUAAUAACAACACACACUUAGCAGGUCUUUGGCAAGAUGACGAUGAAACAACUGAUCAAAAGGUACCAAUACCUACAAAAAACAUUGAUAUAGAUGCAGAGGACAGUGAUAAUUUCCUGGAGAGUACGAUUAUCAAACCACCUGUGGUGCUUCCAGAAAUACCAGUGCUGAAUAUUACCAAUGCCUCUGUAAAAUCUGGUGUUACAUCCACAGAAUGGGCAGAAAUGAUUGAUGUUUCCCAGCCAGUACCAGAAUUUAAAGAAAAAAUCAAAGAUUUGGCCCAUGCUUAUCCAUUUGAAUUGGAUAACUUCCAAAAACAGGCAAUUUUAAAACUAGAAGAAGGCCAUCAUGUGUUUGUAGCGGCUCACACUUCUGCCGGUAAGACCGUAGUCGCUGAAUAUGCAAUCGCUAUGUCUAGAAGAAAUUGUACAAGAGCAAUAUACACAUCGCCAAUAAAGGCUCUGUCAAACCAGAAGUACAAUGACUUCAACAAGACAUUCGGUGAAGUUGGUCUAUUGACUGGGGACCUUCAAAUAAACGCGACGGCCUCUUGCCUCGUCAUGACCACCGAGAUUCUCCGUUCUAUGCUCUAUUGCGGCUCUGACGUCACAAGGGAUCUAGAAUUUGUGAUUUUCGAUGAGGUCCACUAUAUCAAUAAUGCUGAGCGGGGCUACGUAUGGGAGGAAGUGUUGAUAUUGCUUCCGGCCCAUGUCACAAUAGUGAUGUUAAGUGCGACUGUACCAAAUACACUCCAGUUCGCGGACUGGGUCGGUCGGACGAAGAAACGAAAGGUCUAUGUAGUGUCCACUCCUAAGCGGCCAGUUCCUUUGUGCCAUUACUUGUAUACGGGAUCCGGUGGAAAGUCAAAGAACGAGAGAUUUCUAGUCGUGGACCAAGAAAGCAAAUUCCAACUGCGGGGAUACAACGAGGCGGUCGCCGCGAAAAAGUCCAGGGAAAAUGAUUACAAGAAAAGCUUUGGACCAAAAGGUGGCAGACAAUUCGGUAACCCGAAAGCCGAACAAACCAUGUGGGUGGCCUUGAUAGACCAUCUGCGGUCUCAUGAUAAGUUGCCCGUCGUAGCCUUCACUUUGUCCAGAAACCGGUGCGACCAUAACGCGGAGAAUCUCAUGUCAGUAGACCUAACAACGGCCAAAGAAAAAGGUCACAUUCGUUCCUUCUUCCAGAAAUGUCUGCAGAGACUGAAAGAACCGGAUAGGAAACUUCCACAGGUAAUCAGACUGCAGCGUGUUCUCGAGAACGGAAUAGGCGUGCAUCACAGCGGCAUAUUACCACUUCUCAAGGAGAUCGUGGAAAUGCUGUUCCAAUCGGGUUAUGUAAAAAUAUUAUUCGCGACCGAGACAUUCGCGAUGGGUGUGAAUAUGCCAGCCCGUACGGUCAUAUUCGACGACGUCACCAAGUUUGACGGCCUCCAGUCAAGGAGCUUGGUUCCUGCGGAGUACAUUCAGAUGGCAGGACGAGCCGGUAGACGAGGUUUGGAUGACACGGGCACAGUGAUAAUUCUAUGCAAGGAUGGCGUACCAGAUCAAAUGACGCUCAAGGAGAUGAUGCUUGGGACGCCUCAAAAGUUGUCUUCGCAGUUUCGACUCACCUAUGCCAUGAUAUUGAGUCUUCUGAGAGUGGCAACAGUGUCCGUUGAGGGUAUGAUGCAGCGUUCGUUCCGAGAACUGCACCAAAUCCUCCAAGCCGAUACCAAUAAGAAACUCCUUCAGAAAGCGGAAUUGGAAUAUUCGGAAAAAUGCAGUUCCCCUCUGACUCCACAUUUGGCCCCAUUGGCCACGUUCUACGACCUCUGUACGGCCUACGUUGAGGUUUUGGGGGAAAUUAUGCCCUUAUUGUUAUCGCAGCCGAAAGUUAGUAAGGAGUUUGUGCCGGGAAGAAUUUUGCUGCUAUCGGCUGGACCCUACAUCAAUCAGCUCGGGAUCUAUUUGAAUGGAAAUGGUCCCCGCCAGACGCCAUACAAGGUGUUAGUGCUAAACACAGUUGAGGAAGACUCGAAUCGAUACAAUUUCGACCGCGACGAGGCUUGGUACCGCAUGUUGAGCUUCUCCUCACUGUACGACCAUAUCGGUACCGAGGAAAGUACAAAAGAGCAUACGAUACUUUGCAUCGCUCCGAAGAACGUAAUCGCCGUCACUCGGACCUGUCUCAAGAUUGAUGGCAAUAUCAUCAUUCAGGAUUGGGAAAAACGACAAAUGCCGAGGUUCAAAGACGCCCCAGUGGGUGCAAGCUGCGCGAGCGCAGUGCAAGAGCUGUCGCGCUUGAGCCACGCGGCUCGUACUAAAGUCACUCCCCUGGAGACUAUCAGCCUCACGCAAGCCCUCAAUAUCUCCACUGGCGAAUUGCUCCACGCGCUCGAUAAGAUGAACAAACUCAAGGCGCAAAUAGAAGCUCAAAAGAAAAGCACAGCCAUCGCGAACUUCAGGAACGAAUUCGCAAUCGUAUACGAAAGGAAGCAAGCGGAACGGAAACGCGAUAAAUACAAACGGCUUUUAUCCUACGAAAGCCUCGCUCUGUACCCGGACUAUCAGAGACGACUUUUGGUCCUUCGGGAGUUGAAUUAUAUCGACGAACACGACAGCGUCAUCUUAAAAGGAAGGGUCGCGUGUUGCAUGGGUACCAACGAGCUGAUUAUAGCCGAAUUGGUCUUCCGUAACGUCUUCACGGAUAAAAAUCCAGCAGAAAUAGCGGCGCUGUUGAGCUGUUUCGUUUUUCAAGCGAAGACCCAUGUCGAACAGGUGCUGACGGAAAAGCUGGAUGAAGCGGUUAAAGCGAUUCAGCAGAUUGAGGACGAUCUGUCGGGUAUUGAGGUUAAAUACGGGGUUUCCCAAUUUGAGGGCCAACAAGAGAGGUUGAACUUCGGUCUCGUGAGGGUUGUAUACGAAUGGGCGUUGGAGAAACCCUUCGCUGAAAUCAUGGAUCUCACGGAUGUACAAGAGGGAAUUAUUGUUAGAUGCAUUCAGCAGUUACACGAGCUUUUAGUAGAUGUAAAAGACGCAGCGGUGGCCAUAGGUGAUCCAAAAUUGCAAGCAAAGAUGAUGGAAGCCUCCACAGCUAUCAAGAGAGAUAUUGUAUUUGCUGCCAGUUUAUAUACGACACAAAAAGAAGCUCUUAAGACAUGAAAAUUGCAUUAUUUUAAGUAAAAGACUCAU
This is a messenger RNA of Pieris brassicae (large cabbage white), 3877 nucleotides long. It is a transcript of the gene tst, whose product is annotated as helicase SKI2W. The coding region runs from base 92 to 3847 and encodes 1251 amino acids. Gene Ontology annotation, cellular component: Ski complex. Gene Ontology annotation, molecular function: RNA binding; RNA helicase activity; ATP binding. The record is from RefSeq and is a predicted model, not a curated record. NCBI's taxonomy places the organism in Eukaryota, Metazoa, Arthropoda, Insecta, Lepidoptera, Pieridae. Gene Ontology annotation, biological process: nuclear-transcribed mRNA catabolic process, 3'-5' exonucleolytic nonsense-mediated decay. The transcript has 21 exons.